ACAUUUAAAGAUGAGAGGGGGGAAGAUAUGGAAAGACAGAUACACUGAAAAGAAAGACACUAUAUAAAAUUGCUUCGAAGUAUUAAAGGGAAAGGUGUGGUUACAGCACACAGCCACCGCAGAGUACCUGGGAGCAGAAAACAUCUUUAUUUCUGCUUUGCUAUGAAACCCGAAUUCCUCUAACAUAUACUAUAAUAAUCCCCCCAAGAUCUGGUUCCAAGCACUGCUGGCUGCCCCGGUUUUCUGCAAGUUUUUCCAGUCGAUGUUUCUUUCCUGCGGUUGCAGGUCUGCCUUACCACUUGGCAGAUUUGGAAAGCAGGAAGUACGCAGGGGAAACCACGUGUGUGACACGAAGAGGGGUGUGUGGCAAGGGCUUCGCUUUUGCUUUCGCAGGAAUCGCUGAAGGGAGAAUCUCUCCCACCCCUGGACCAACAGAGCGGCGGACCUGCGGGCAGUUGGAGCUUAGAGAGCCCCCGUGCCCGGGCACCGGCGGAGCGGGAGCUGAGCUGGCCGGCUGGGGGGACCCCUGUGGGAUGAAGCCUAGUGGAGUGCCUGCUUCCCGGUGAGCGCUCCGACCCUGGGCCGGCGUUAGUGUAAUCCCAGGCCGUUUCCCUGGGCCCCAUGGCUCCGGUUCGGAGUUGGGAAGCCGGAGUAAUAAUCCUGCACAUGCUGCUCCGUGCGGGCUGGGGAUCUUACGUGCUGCACGUGGAUGUUUCGCAGUUUGAAAGGCCCCUGAAGCACUUCUGGAAAAGCACGGGCUUCUGUCCUCCUCUACCUCACAGCAGAGCGGAUUUAUUUGACCUCAGUAAAGACCAAGAGCUGAACCUUGCCUAUGUGUCUUCGGUACCGCAUGGUGGCAUUGAACAAGUUCGAAUUCACUGGUUACUGGAACUCAUUACCGUUGGAGUGACAAAUGGAAAACUUCACUACAACUUUACCAGUCUGGAUAACUUGAUGGAUCUUCUCUGGAAAAACAAACUCAUUCCAGGAUUUGAAUUGAUGGGAAGCCCUUCAGGAUACUUUACAGAUUUUGAAGACAAAGAACAGGUUAUAAGAUGGAGGAGCCUAAUUGCACUUCUGGCCAAGAGAUACAUAGAUAGAUAUGGAUUGGAACAUGUUGCCAAAUGGAAUUUUGAAACUUGGAACGAGCCAGAUCACCAUGACUUCGAUAAUGUGUCAAUGAGUGUCAAAGGGUUUCUCAAUUAUUACGAUGCAUGCUCAGAAGGGUUAAGAGAAGCUAGUUCUUUACUGAAAUUUGGAGGCCCGGGAGAUUCUUUCCAUCCAUUCCCAAAGUCGCCCAUCUGCUGGAGUCUUCUACAUCACUGCUACAAUGGAACCAACUUCUUCACUGGAGCGACUGGUGUGAGGUUGGACUACAUAGCCCUACAUAAGAAGGGAGCUGGAAGUUCUCUUCACAUCUUAGAGCAAGAAACAGAAGCAAUGGAGCAAAUUCAGAAGUUGUUCCCAAAUUUCACCUCAGUUCCUGUAUACAAUGAUGAAGCAGACCCACUGGUUGGAUGGCCAGUUCCACAAACGUGGAGAGCUGAUGUGACCUAUGCAGCCAUGGUGGUGAAGGUAAUCAUCCAACAUCAAAACCUGCUCAUUUCCAAAGCUAACAACACUAUCAACUUCACUUUACUGAGUAACGACAAUGCCUUCAUGAACUACCAUCCCCAUUACUUCACCCAGAGGACACUGACUGCUCGAUUCCAGAUGAACAACACCAAGCCACCUCAUGUCCAGAUGGUGAGGAAGCCUGUGCUGACCGUAAUGGGAUUGCUGGCUCUGCUAGGUGAAAACCAAGUUUUUGCAGAUAUUACCAGCAAAGACGAAAGUGACAACACCGACAUUGUUGGAGUACUAGCCACCGUGCACAGUCCUACUGAGCUACAGCCGUCAGACAGCUGGCAGGCCACCGUACUGAUCUACGCUAGUGAUGACAACCGGACAUCCUCUAACAUCAGUGCUGUGACAGUGAACGUUACCCAUUUCCCCAGGCAUGCAGACCUUGUGUAUGUGACAUACUACCUGGACAACAACCUAACCAAUCCCUAUUUGGAGUGGAAGAAAGUAGGAAGCCCCGAUUUUCCUUCUGUAAAGAAAUUCCAACAAAUAAGAAAUGCCGAGGACCCGGUUGUGACCGGACCAUUCCCAUUUCCUGGGGAUGGCCGCCUGACCUUGAAACAGGAACUCCCACUUCCAUCAGUCUUCCUCAUCCAUGUCUGUGCAAGACCUCACUCUGUUCCCAAUCAAGUGACAGGUGUCCACUUGAUCCCUCUGAUAAAGGGGCAAGUUGCAGUACUUUGGGACGAUGACUGCGUGGAUUCGAAAUGUCUGAAAACAUUCGAAGUUGAGUUUUCAUCGGACGGAAAAGCAUACCGACGGAUUAAUGCCAGAGACACAAUCUUCACUCUGUGGAUCUACAGUCCAGGAACCACGGUCUCAGGCUUUUACAGAGUGCGUGCCGUCGACUACUGGACCAAGCCAGGCCUUUUCUCCAUUCCUGUGCAGUACACCGAAGCUCUCGCAUGAGUGCAAAACUGUCCAACAGCCAGAAGAGAAAUCUGCAGCUGUCUCCAGCGCGCAGCAGAGUGGGGUUAUGCUGCUGCAAACGAUAACCUUCUGAUGCAACUCCAGCCUCACUAGUAAGGGAAUUCGCGGGUUAGCCUACGGCACUGUACUCCUGUUCUCACUGCGAACUCUUUGGAGUUUGAAGACAUGUAUCAUCCCAAACAGUGUUUGAAAGUGAAGAAGAAAUAACUGUGCCUUGGCCUGGCCUCUUACAUGCUGGUGGAACUCAAGUGGUUGCAAUAGAGCUAGUCCGCCCGAAUGCUGGGGUAACAGGAGCCUGGUGUCGAUGUAUGGAGUCAGGGCCAACAACUCACGCCCUGGGCCUGGAGGACAGUGUUCUCCUGUGAGGGGAGGUGUGGCUGGGACUGAAUUUCCUCACCAGAUUUGCAGUACUGGUUGGACGUGGGAUGCUGGCCGGCUGGGCUGCUGCUGCUGCUGGGCCCAACGAGUGAACAGAACAGCCUCUUCUGCCCUUCUCUUCUCCCCGGAUCCCAGGGAUUAGUACAGUCCCCUGCCCCGGGGGAUUCUGGGAUUUCAGUGCAGUCUGUUGUCCCUCUAUAGCAGAGAGUACAACGUUCCUCACCCCUUUGUGCAGCAGCUUCCAGGCAGCCAUUUGCUCACUCUUGGGCCCUCGCCUGCAUGAGCAAAGUCCUUCUGCCUCAGGGGGCUGUGGGUACCUUGCCCCCGCCCAGCCGGGCAUCACCAGCACAGACCCUGGCCUCUUUCAUUCUCCCUUCUGCUCAGAAGGUACAAGCCACCUUCCCUCACUGGCUGUUCACCCCCACUAGUCUUCUCAGGCCUCGUCUCAGUCCCUUGCAGCAGGAAGCCCCAUAGCGCCAGCUCAGAGCUGGGUCUCUGGAGAGUAUCACCAGCCAGCAGCUGUUCUCAGCAGCUGUUCUCACCUCACCUUCCUUUACACUGCACUUUUAAAUCCUACUUCCCUCUUCCCAGCAGGCCUUGCUUCCUCCCAGUCACAUGCUCAUGCUGCAGACUACAACCCCCAGUGUGCCUUGUCUUAAACGAACCGAGGCCUUAUGACAGAAAUCCUGGGUCCUGGCUACCCUCAUGGCCAACAAAAUGUUUGUUAGAGAGGCUCCAGUUAGAGGCUUUUAUAAAUUUAUCAAAUUUGAACAUUACAUGCUUUUGUAUGUGACAGAUGGCUGGAAAUGGACAUGUUUUUAAACUAGAAAAUCUACACUUGGGAAUGGUGUAUUUUGCAGUAUUUUACAGCAGAUUAUAGCCUCACACAAAACAAAGGAGUAAUGAAUAUUGAGCUUAUAUGAAUGCACAGCUGGGCAAUAUUUGUCAGAUUAAAUUUUUUCACCAAAAAUGGGUAUUUGGGGUGAACAAAACAUCGCAUGAAUUCAUGUCAAAUUUGCCAGAUUGUUUUGGUCAGAAAAGAAAACAAAAAAAGAAACAAAAACUGAACCUAUUACAAAACAAAACAUUCUGACUCGGAUUCGAAGCAACUUUGUUCUGAAUUUUGCUUCAGUUUUAUUUUAAAAGGUAAAAACUCCAACAAAACAAAGUGUAGUUUGACCUUGAUCUGAAAGAUUGUGGCCCCCAAUCUGAAAAAUCUGCUACUUUGCACAGUUCUAGGUGAGAUCUCUGUGCACUUGCUAAUGACUAUUUCAUAACUCAAAGCACUUUGUGGGUUUAAUCUAGUCCCUCAUAAUUGGAGCACUUUGUAUUGUGUUUUUAAAGUACUCAGAAAGGGAAAGAUCACUGCAGUGAAAAGAGCUAGGCUAUUUUACAAUGGAGGAACAAGCCUCUGUUAUGAACACAUUCUCUGUGAUGAUAUAAAAUACCUCACCAGUAUAACAAAGUAUGCAUACUUGAAUUGCAAUAUGAAAUCAGCUGUACAGUAAGAUGGAGGAAGCAUUUGGCAUUGUGGAUUCAAAGGCUAUUGGUCCACAUUUGAGUGUCAGGACUGUGUCACUGCCAUCAGCAAUCCCCCCCCCCUCCCACCAAUAUGUGUUUUGUUCCACUAGCCUCAUUGAUUAUAGCCCUAGGGAACAACCACUAAGAUAGUUAAGAGCAGCGGUCAUGUACUCCUUGUACACAGUAGGUUGCAGAGCUACGAUUCCUGUACAAGAUAUGGACUAGCUAUAGCACUUUCACCGUUGAGCGAGAUACCAGAAAUGUGUUCUCUUAAGUAUACAAUGCACUGCCAGGUCUGGCUGUUCCCAGCUCAGGAAAGGCAUGUUACACAGGAGACCACCUAGUGGCUGAACAUUAUAAUACCGUGUAAACAUUCCAUCGCCGUAGAGCUCAGUAAUUCAGAGGAACAUACACUAUAGGGAUGUUGUACGUGUUCCCAUACAGAUCAUCAAAACCAGAAAAGACAGUUACCGUUAAACUUAAAAGACAUCCAACAAUGUUAAUGCAUAGAAAUGCAGAGCUAAGGCCCCUUAAUUCUGCAUUCUGAAGUGAGACCUUGCAGGGCCCCAAGCACGUACCUUAAUCAAGGUAGGUAUUUGCCAUGGUUUCUGCUGAAGGAGAAUUUAAGUUAAGAAUGGGGGGGAGCUGACACUCAAAAUACUCAAGUGUAGCUCACGCCCAAGAGUUCAGUGAGUUAACACUAUGAGACGCUAGAAGAAUCUAAUGGGGCAAAAUUAGAGUUGAGUUGUUGUCCUAACUAUGCACUUCCAUUCCUUAAAAUACUCCUGCCUCUUCCUUCUUGCCGUACACUUCUGUGUGCAUACAACCCAAAUCCCUCCCCCUCCUGCACCUCUAGCUAUACCUACGUACACCCAAAUAUCCCCCCUCCUGCCUGUAUGACCACAGGAGGAGCUCUGGUGUAAUGAGAAGCUUUUGGAAAGGUACGUUAUGAUAAGUUGCCAUUAUUUUCCAUAACUGAAAGUUUGUCAUGAAGAAAGGCCCACUUUCCGAAUGGCCAUUCAUUGUUCUCAGCAAGAGCAAAGCAACAUCUGUCUUGAGGGAGGUAGGGGACGGGGGUGGUGGUGGGGGAACGGUGACGGGACAGGGCCCUUUGCCGUGGCAGGUUGGCAGCUCUGUGCUGAUGAAAUGGCAGCACUUGUAAAGAGGGCAGUUCACUCUCAGCCUCUGCUGACCAAGAAAUAGAAUUCUAGGAGCUUGGCACAGAUGGAGCAGCUAACACUCCUCAGACUACUCUACUUCAAUGGGCAAGGGUCUUUCAAAUCCUUAGCUAAAUGCCAUUGCAGGCGAAUAAUGCAUAGGCUGGUUCAGUGUUUAUAGGAAGGCUGGCUUAGCCAGUGAAUUCCAUAGGGUGGUUUUUUCUUUAGAAGUUCUGUAAUAAUGAAACUAUUAUGAUGUUCCCGUAAGGAUCCAUCAUCAGCUCCCACUCUUUGAAAUUCUAUCCUGAACUGUUACUCUAGUAUUUCCUCCCUCCUAUACAAUGCUAUGAGCUAUAGUGAAUUUCACCUCCCCUAGUGCUUCCUGGCUUAAAGACAUGGGGGAUUCCAGGAGCGCUGAGCAUCCACAGCCCUACAUCAGAGUUGCAGGUGUUUAGCAGCUCUGAAAGCUCAGGCUUGGGGUUACCAUACAUCAAACAUACUGGUGUAGCUUUUGCUGCAUGGAAAAUUUCAGCCUAAGUGGCUAAAAUCUAAAAGCACUGAAAACAGGCUAUUAUAAUGGGCAGUGUCCAGCAACCUUCACCACAGGCAUUCCUACCCACUCUUCCUGUAACGCUUUUCAUUAUCUAGGCCCCUGCUGGGAAAGCCCUGAGCCCCCAGGAUGGUGGCACCCUUAUUCCACCCUCCUCAGGGCCUCAGUGACUCACCAUAAGAGCAGUGGGUCCGAGGUUCUUUGUGCACAGAGCCUUCACCUAUGACAGACAACCACUGUGAUUUCUAGGACAUCCUGGUUUACCGUGAGGGGAUAUCAAAGGCAAUAGAGAAUGAUAAACAAUGUUUGAGUCUUGUAAAGGAUAGGGAUAAAUUAAAAGACUAGAAAGGGAAUUGGCUCCAGGAUGUCAAAUAACUGACCCAUCGCACUGCACUCUGAAACAUGCCCACUAACAAUAAUGCACAUGCUCCCAGUCUUCCCCCCCGCCCCCCCCCGGCUUAGCUGGAUGUGAAGGGUGAGAGUCCCUUGCUGGGACAGUGACAGACCUUGCUUCUGGCUGCAACGGGCCCCUGGUGCCUUCAAGUCCUGGCCCCUGGCAUAGGAGGUCUGCAGGGCACACCGGUGCAGUGGAGCGUUGGGGCUCAGUUGCUGUCAUGGAGCUGGGAGAUGUAAGUAAUGCCAGGCACCGGGCUAAACACUUUGUACUCUCUCCCUGUCUGCUGAGGUCAUUCAGUGUUGGCGGGAUUGUUUAUCUGCUUAGCAGAUUUGUUAAUAAAGGGACUUGUGAUAAAUUGCAGUUGUUUCUCCAGUGCCCCUUGGGUCUCUUAUUCUAAUACCAUUGGUAAUAAUUUUCCAGGUGCCGUAGCUGUUUAGGAGACUGAACUCUUACCAACCACUGGAGUCUAAGAAAUUAAUCAAUACUCAAUACACCAAUUGGGCUACACCCAGGUCCUAAUUUUGUAUAAGCAUUAAAGAUCCCAGUUUUCCAGAAGGUGGCAUAUUGGUCCAAGAGUCUUCAUCAAAAGCUAACCUUCCUUUGGUUAAGACUUUAGCUUGUCUGAUCAAUUGAGAUGGAGUCCUAAGUUGACCGAACUCAUCCCUGACACUACCUUAGAGGACAGAGAGGCGAUAAAUCAUUCCACUGACUACUGCAUUAGUCCAGUGUGACCGGAUGGACUGCGUAUGUUUAUUCAGAACACGUGACAGUAGUUUACAUACAGGUUACUAGUGUGUAUCUAAAUUGUUUUCCGGUCGGGAGUAUCUAUGCAUUUCCUACUCCACUUCAGGUUCUGCCCAUGGCUUUAAACAUGAGCUUUAGCAAUCUUUCUCCCCUUCCUGACCAUUGAAGACUCUCUUGGAAAGGCAGUGAGCAAACUGUGCUAGCCUCAACUAGCAUACUUCUGUUACAGCUAAAUAUCAGGGGCAAUGCAGAGUAGGGACUUGGUGAGAACAAACCACUUACCCUUUAGGGAGAGCUCACCACAUUCCUGGCGCACUGUCCACACUCAAGCUAGAAGAGCCUUUAACAGGCAUUUAUAUGCUAUUUGCAACCAAACUUUUCCCCAAUUGUUCCCAAAUGCCAGCAAACUGAAAAGUCAGUCAUUUGCCAAGCGCUCAGCAGUGCCAGUGUCUUAUCAUGCACUUUGGUUUGGCUGCAGUCUUAUCCCAAGUAAUGACUAAUCACAGAAAGAUGCCCUUGCUACAGGGUUGCAUGAGUCAGCAUAACGCGGUAUAUCAAGUCAGUGGGUUUAGUUUUCUUGCUGAAAACCACUAACAUCUGAGGAUCAGUCAUGUCCCAUGGAAAGGGAAUUGUGUGACUGAGAAAUGCCUUUUCAAGUCCUCCCCCACAUCUUCCUAAGAGGAACGGUCUACUACCAUUACUUCUCUGACUCUCUGCACAGACAAAAGCAACUCCUGGGCACAAAACCUAUUGUUCCUCAGAUGAUGAGACAGGAGGGUGGAGGAAAGUGGUGGGAAGAAUUUUCAUACCUAUUGUUAGGACUAAUAGCCAGGAGCUUGGAUCAAGCAGCUGCACAGGGCUUUGAUGAGGCUGAGCUUGUUCAACCCUUAAGGGGAACCAGGGAUUCAGUAUUCCAAGCUUUUAGAAAGCCAGCCUCUUGUGUGAUCCUCUAUUGUGUUCUUAGUUUGAAGUUGUUUGAUGCCAGUUGUCUGACUAGAAACAGCCAUCACAAUGGGGCACCAACCCCAAUUGGAAAAUUUCAGCACUAAUAGUUACUAGCAGUAAAUAUUCUACCAUAUUAACUUGGAAUGAGAGGAUCACACUUUAUCAAUCUUGCAUCAGACUUCUUGUCCCACCAGGCUUUGUUACUUAAAAAUUAAGGUUAAAUGAGGCUAGGUUAAAUGAGACAGGCAGUAGAUAGCAAAAUUCAUGUUUAGAGGUUUUUU
Molecule: messenger RNA, 8526 nt
Organism: Chelonoidis abingdonii (Abingdon island giant tortoise)
Lineage: Eukaryota; Metazoa; Chordata; Testudines; Testudinidae
Gene: IDUA
Product: alpha-L-iduronidase
Biological process (GO): carbohydrate metabolic process
Molecular function (GO): L-iduronidase activity
Source: RefSeq, a predicted model, not a curated record